UAGAACAGAACAAAAAAAGUAUUUUUGGCGCCCAAACAUGGUAACGGUCAAGACCCCAUUGUACUCUGCGGUCACGGUAUCGUCGACAAGCAACCACCAUGAUAAUAUACAAGGCCCCUUCAUGGACGUUCUAUCUUGUCAUCACUCCUUCACCCUGCCACAAUAGUCUGCUCGACUCGGUUGGCGAUAAUCACUUACUACUACAUACAAUCCUACGCAUGAUCCCUGGUUAUGAGCAAGACUCCAAUGCCCAGAUCUCCUCCUCGUCGUGUUUCGGUCGCAAACACGGCUCACAGUAACAGCGACGAUCUACGAAAAAUGGCACUGAUUGGUGCUCAUUUUCACGGUAAUCAGCGCCACCACAACCACCCUGCUAUCGAGACGCAGCUCAUCAACAAUCCUCAGCCACUACCCUCAUCGUCGAAUUCUAUUCUCCAAUACCCCUCCACAAAUCGAGACUUGCAAAAUCAUCCAGUCGCUGGUCCAUCCGGGCAAGCAAAUCAAUUUGAACGAAAUGCCGGAGAGCAACUUAGAUUCUUCCAUCCCCAGGGCUAUGGUGGUCCUGGUUCCGCUUCAGAUGAAUUGGAGAAUACAAUAAAUUGGGGUAUGAUGAAUCAACAGCUAGCAGAACAGAUGUCCGUGUCUAAUAACGACGCUUGGACGAAUUCGCAAGCCGUUGCCGCUGCUUUAGCGUCACACCAGAACUCGUACUCAAAGUCUUCACCUCAGGCUGUUUUACCAAGUUCCCAGCCUCAUUCUCAUGCUCAGCAAUUAGGAUAUCACGCACCUGACGCGUUCGGGACUACAGCCUCGCAAUCUCCUUCAACGUCAUCGUUUCCACGAGUAUACGGAUGGAUGCCUCGAUCCGAGGAAGAUUUGAAGCCUAUUGCCAGAAUUUACUCGCGCUAUCAACCUGCUCAUGCUGUGACACCACUUGUACCAUCAACGCCACAACAACAUUCAUCAACAAAUACGCGUCGGACAUCUAUGACGACUCGACCUACGGUCCCUGUUACAGCUAGGUCUAUAGCCAUACCAAUUCAUAACACAGAAAGACAUUCUGGAUCUAUUCCUGUCGGGUCGUCACAAACACUCCAGACGAAGGGCGCCGGUUCUUCUAGACGCGUAUUUGCACCUUCGCCCUUAGACUCAUCACUGUCUUCACCUGUUCCCGCUACGCCCUCAACAUCCACCUCACCGGCCAGACACUCGCGGGUAUCUGACAAACGAUGGGAUCAAGGCCAGUCAACGCAGAAAGCUCACCCCAGCCAAGGAGCUGCUCAAAGUCCACCACGUAUAAGAAAUGCCAACCUGAAUGCUUCUUCACACCCUCAAACUCAAACUUCUCUAAAAGACAGGGAUAGUCUUUCCCCGAGUGUUGGUAAAGCACGUUCUCCUCAAAGUCGAGUUCAACAAAAUCCAGUGUCGUUUCCUCGGACCUCGAAUACAGCGCCACGGUCUGAUACUCCAUCAACACCAGCGCGUCUGUCCCCGAUCCCUCCUAGCCCUCACCUAUUUCGAUUCUUCGCACCAGGACAGAAACAGUACCAACAAUUUCAGCAUCAGCCUAUCUUUAGCAGUUCUUCGCAUCCUCCACAGUCCAGUAACCUAGGCCCCUCUCAACCUUCUCUACACUUACAACCACUACUCCUGCAGCCGGCGAUCGAGCUCCGCAAGAUUGCUGGUCGGAAGCGGAAAGCGAAGCGGGAAGUGCAGGGAGAGGACCUCGGGUCUGACUGGUCCAGUCAUGACUCGCCGACACCAAACUUAUACCAAAGCCCUGGGGACAGUGCAGCGUCACCGAUACUCAUCCGUUCGCGGUCAAGUUCACCUGUGCUACCCUUUGAAACUUCAGUUGAAUAUCCGCUGACAUACUCAUCACCGUCAGUCUCAUCAUCGAUCACAAUUGCCGCGAGUUUAAGCUCGGUAUCACCUGCUUCAUCUUGUUCGACCGCUGGGGCUGUUGCGAGCUCUGCUUCUUCUUCUUCUCCCUCACCUUCUAAACCCCCUUUGAAGAUUGUUCCCCAUUCGACCUUCCCUCCCAAUCCUCCUUUCGCAUCCGAACUCGCCUCUAUCGUCAACUCCAAGACCAUCGACCCCCACCUACUCCGUUGCACGGGCCCGCCGAAACGAAAGAAACCUAGACUCAAUUCUCAUGAGCCUACACCUCCGGCGCCUACGGUUCAGGAGAUGAUGCUCGAGGUGCAAAAAGGUUGGGACGAGAAAGAGAGGCAUGAACGAGAGGCGAGGGAGAAGGAGCAAAAGGAACUAAAAGAGCUGGAAGAAACGAGGGAAAAUUUGAUGGAAGCCCUGAAAGACAAUGAAAUUAAGAGGAACCUGGUGGAGAGCUUAAAACAGAUCUCGAAUGGGGCUGUCGAUCCUCGUGCGCAGGCUGCGCAUAUCAAGCUGAUCUUAGCGGUCUUGUUGGCCAAACCUUCUACUUCUCCGUCUCCUCCUCCGAACACUGCUUCAGCUCCCUGGGUCCCUAUGAUGACUGAAUCAGUUCUGGAAUUCGAUAUCGAACGUGAUAUCACGAGAUCGAGUACAUUUGGAAGGUGUUCUGUUACCAGACGAUGCCAAGUACCGCCGUCAUUGUUAUCAAACAUCAACCACUCAAAAAACUCGGUUUGUCUGUGCACUCGGUCUUCUCGGUCUCCUUUCCCGUUUUCAUCGACCCCGGUCUCGAAGCCAAUAUCGUCUUCUGCGUCGUCGCCUUCAUCGUUGUAUCCAAUUUGGAAGCCGGUCUGGGUGGGCGGGAGGAAGAUCUAAAUGCCUAGAUGAAACGUUGGAUAAAUCUGAUUGCCAGUGUUGCACUCGGUCAUUGACUUGGACGAAGUCACGAAUGCCUCUCGAGUAUCUUUACUUCAUAACUGUCUCUGAGGUCGAGUCUGAAGCUGAUGCAUUUCCCCAAUGACUGCGCCUGUUCAUUCAGGUCUACGCCAUAUAUCUC
This is a messenger RNA of Lentinula edodes (shiitake mushroom), 2950 nucleotides long. RefSeq lists its product as uncharacterized. NCBI's taxonomy places the organism in Eukaryota, Fungi, Basidiomycota, Agaricomycetes, Agaricales, Omphalotaceae. The coding region runs from base 232 to 2769 and encodes 845 amino acids. The record is from RefSeq and is a predicted model, not a curated record. The transcript is spliced from 2 exons.